AUGGCGAAAAUUGGUGGGAUGGAGAGCUAUAGGAUCAAGUUAUCUUCUUGUAAAGCCACAAAGAACUCACAAUUUAUUGGGCUUUUGCAGUAUUAUGCUAAUUCUGCUGGAACUGGUCAAAAAUUAUUUUCGAAGGAUGAGGUUAUACAGUAUGUUAAGGUACACAGCACUCUACAUUGCCAGGCUCAACCAACUAAGAGGUCCAUGGCCAUCAAAAGGCACUCAAGGAACAACCAAUUGUGGGAGAUUGUAGAAGAUGCAAAUGAACAUCCCGAUUGGUUACCUCAUGGUUGGAUUGUGAAGUUCAAAACCAGAAAUAGUGGUCAGAGGAGGGGAGAAAUAUACAAGUGUUACGUUGAGCCAUCAACUGGGUUCAAAUUCUAUUCCAAGCCUGAGGUGUUUCGAUAUCUCAAAACUGUGAAGCAGAAUUGUGCACAGUGGAGGAUUUACCAGCUGGGUGGAUUAAGGAACUCAAGAUUAGAAAGCAAUGCAGAUAGAAUCAGAAGAGACCCAUAUUACAUGGAUCCAGUAACUGGAUAUGUCUUUCGCUCCAAAAAGGAGGUUCAAUGCUACCUCGAGACUGGAGAGAUUAGUAGGCAUGCAUUUCUACCAGAGGAAAGGGACCCAUCACCUGCAGCCAAAAGGCCAAAGUUAGAGCAUGCUGCUACCAAGCAACAACUUAAUGCAGAGGAACUCAAUGAUGCAGCUAAGCGGAGUCCUAAAGAUUAUGUGAAUGUUAAUGGUACUGUAUUUAAGGAAAAUUCUAAUACUACCUGUUCAGAACCCUCAGAACAGAAAGUUUGCAGUAGCUCCCAAUGCAAGGAGGAUGCUGCUAAUAAUCGAGUUGUUUUAAUCCCUGAUGCUGAUAUUGUGCUCCAGCAUAACUCUCUUGAGAACAGGAUGAAAGUAAAAACCAAAAAUACUUUGAGCAAAUCCACCAACAAGAAAGGACUGAACAUGCCUCUUCGGAUUUCAAAACGACUUGCUGGGGGUGAACCUCAAUUAGUGACCAGUCCAGUAUUAGGCGCGCUAGCUAAAACUUUGCUGCUGGUGCCCACAUCAGUAAAUCCUGAUGAGAAACAUAUGGAAAAGAAUGUGACUGAUAAUGGUGCUGGAUCCAAUGAGAACUCCAACGACAAGAAAGGACUGUGCUUGCCUCUUCAAUCUUCAAAACGACUUGCUGGACCUGAACCUGAGUUGGUGGCUUGCUCAACAGUGGUUCUCCCUGAGAAAUGUCUGAAACAGAAUGUGAUUGAUAAUUGUGUUGAAUCCAAGGAACACUGCAAUGACAAGAAAUUCAUGCACUUGGCUCUUCGGUCUUCAAAAAGACUUGCUGGACUUGAACCUGAGUUGGUGGCUACCUCAGCAUCAAGUGAACAAGCUGAAGCUGAACCUGAGUUGGUAACUCGCUCAUUGGUUGAAACACGUCUGAAACCAAAUGUGACUAAUAAUGGUUCUGAAUUCAAGGAGAACUCCAAUGACAAGAAAGGACUGUGCCUGUCUCUUUGGUCUUCGAAACGACUUGCUGGACUUGAACCUGAGUUGGUGGCCAACUUGCCAUCCACUGUGCAUGCUCAAAUUACUACUCAAGCUCCCACAACUUUGAUUCCUGCAGAGAAGUGCCCAAAAUUUAAUGGUGCUGAAUCUAGGGAAAAUAAGGCAAGUGAGUCAGAGGCAGAGCUGCCAAAGGCCAAAGUUUUGAAGAGAAACCAAGACAAAGAGUUCAGCGCUGACAACAUACUUACUUUAACUCCUGAGGUUGGCAUCAAGCAAAUGCUGAACUGUCAUGAGAGUGGGAUGAAAAGGAGAGGAAAAAUGAAAACUUGGAGUAGUUCCAGUAAAUCUGGUUGCAAGAAACAAGUUAAAUCUGCUCUUCAGUAUUCAAAGCGACUUGCUGGACUUGAAUCUGAGUGUGUGGCCAACUCAGAGUCUAGUGAGCAAGCUCUUCAAAAUGGCAUUAUGUCUGGUAAAAGAGAGCCCAUUCCAGCAAUUAAAGCAACUAUGGCUGAUGAAGUGUCUGAACUGCAUGAGGCUGAGUGCAAAACUUCACAUCCAUGUCAUGCUCCUCAUGUUAAUAAUUCAUUCGACAAAGAGACGUCAAACAAGAGCCAAAAGUCUCUUGAUGACCAAGCUGUUCCCAAGGAGAAAUCACAAGAGCUGGAAACAGACAACCCACUUAUGAACAUAAUAGAAAAGAGUAACAAUGAGAAAACUUCGAUUUACUGGCGCAAAUCUAAACCCAGGAAAGAGCUUAAUUUGCCUUGUCGGUCUUCAAAACGACUUUCAGAGCUUCAACCUCAGCCAAUAUUAAGCUCAAUCACCAAUGACCAUGCUCUUCACGUUGGAGUUAGAAAGUCUAAUAAAACCAAAGCUAUUAUUGGUGUGGGUGUAGUUCCGUAUAGUAUGGCUGAUCGAGCAGCUCAGCAAGUCAAGGCUGGACCAGAAGUACAACAUGCACAUUAUUGUUCUGCAGAUGUAACUGCUACAUUACACGAAGAGUCAUCCGAGAAUAGAAAAGAGCCUCUUGAUGAUCAUACAGUUACGAAAGCAAAGUCAGAAAACCUGGACACUGAGAAAUUGAAUAAUGAGAAGCCAGAACCGCAGGUCUCAUUUUCCUUUGGGGAUUUUUGGUCAGACCCAUGCCUUGAAUUUGCAUUCAAGACUCUUACAGGUGCGAUCCCAAUAGAUCAUUAUCUGCCAAUUCAGAAUUACUUCCAGCAACAAGUUAAUGCAUCUCAAACCCUGAGGAAUGGUAACUUACAGCACCAAGUUGACCCCUCUCAGACCCAAAAGGAUGUUAGUCUGACACUGCCAGAUUUGGGCUUACCAAGCUUUGACAUCUCAGGCCACUUUGACAAUCCAGAGAAACAAUCUGAAUCCCAACCACAACGUCCCUUGAAUAGUUGUUCAUUCCUGCCCUCUGGGAUUGUCACCUUACCAAGUUGCAGCAGCAUUACUUUUCAACAACCUCAGUGGGAGGGGAACAAGUCACUAAAUUAG
Dovyalis caffra is the source of this 3000-nucleotide messenger RNA. NCBI's taxonomy places the organism in Eukaryota, Viridiplantae, Streptophyta, Magnoliopsida, Malpighiales, Salicaceae. The record is from the annotation of a GenBank genome assembly.